Messenger RNA from Uranotaenia lowii, 2299 nucleotides. Its product is annotated as glutamate receptor 3-like. The transcript is spliced from 5 exons. Lineage: Eukaryota; Metazoa; Arthropoda; Insecta; Diptera; Culicidae. Gene Ontology annotation, molecular function: ligand-gated monoatomic ion channel activity. The record is from RefSeq and is a predicted model, not a curated record. The coding region runs from base 314 to 2272 and encodes 652 amino acids. Gene Ontology annotation, cellular component: membrane.
UAUGAAUUGAAGGUUGAAAAAAAUUGAAGCUAUUCUCGAACUUUACUCGGUGAACAAUGAAACGAUUAGCUAUGCAAAUAACAACUGAAGUGCUUUCGGUCUAUAAUUAGUCUCAUCAGUUGAAAACUUUCCAUGACGUAAGUUAUUCAGAGAAGAGGACACUCAAUGACUCUAGACGAUAUAACUUAAUCGGUGUAAUCGACAUAGAAAAUGAACAUUAAGAAUAAUUGAUAAUAAUAACUUUUGAAAUAUAUGCUUCCAUAAUAAAACUGAAUGCCUCGCAGUUUUGUUACAUAUUUACAAACAAGUUACAAUGAACGUUACAACUAAUACAUUUCAACCUAUCGGCGACCUAUUGUUGGUUUCAUUGUUGAACAAUCUUACCUUGAUUCACUUUGCUCAUUAUUAUGCCGUAUGUGUAAUCAGGUCCUGGUCGGAUGAAAUUUAUUUGAACAAAACAAUGCCAAUGCUGACGCUUUCGGUCGAUGAAGAAAAUUUCGAGGAAUCCUAUCAGUAUGCAGUAGAUCUGGGCUGUCAGGGCUUUAUAGUGUCGGAAACUGCCUUUACGCCGUUCUUGGAUCUGUUCAUAGCUGUACAUGAUCAAUCCGAUCAACGGUCGUCUGCAAAAAGAUUGAUCACAGUAAUGAAUACAUCCAGCUUGGAUGCACUGAAUCAAUUUAAAGAUCAUCGAGCCAUCAUAGAGCUACCGGAGCUGCUAUUCAUAUGCCCAGAAGAACAAGUUGGAAAAUUUGCAUACCAUACAACGAAAAUAUUCAAUAAUGGAAGCCGAAGUGCCUACAACGUUGCCAUUGAACCAAUUUGGCCACCGGACUACUUUCCGGACAAGUUUGUUAAUAUGAACGGUUUCCCAAUCAAGCUGUGCAGCCUGAUGUACCCGCCCUAUGUUUAUUAUGCGGAAACAACUCCCGAGUUGGCCAACGCAAGAUACGAUCCUGCCUUCAAACAGGAUGAUGUUCCACUGUUUUUGGAUGGCACAGAACCUACACUGAUCUUGGAAUUUUGUAGCAGGUACAAUUGCACCGUAGAGGCUUCGUUUGAUGAAGCACAUUUCUGGGGAAACGUGUAUGAUAACGGUACUGGAAAUGGACUUCUUGGAGCUGUUGUCGAACGAAGAGCAGACAUGGCGGUGGCUGCUAUAUACUACUGGAGAAAACCGUACGAGUUCUCCACCUACACGCAGCCAAUAAGUCGAUCUGGCAUCACUGUUCUGGUCCCAAAGCCACGAAUGUUAGCGCCCUGGAGGACACCUUUCCUAUCGUUUGCUGGAUCGCUGUGGAUCGCCGUGUUUGUCGCCUUCUGUGCCGGCACCAUUGCCGUAUGGUUGAUCGAAAAAGGACGCUUCACAAUCUUGCAGCCAGCGAACGAAUCGCCUAUCACCAUUAGUGAUGCAAUGCUGACCAUGAUUGGGUUCUACAUGGAACAAUCCGCUCGGAUGCGUACGGAUAUGAUAUCUUGCACUUUUCUAACAAUUUCACUGUUGUUUGCUGGAUUUAUGGUUGGUAACAGUUAUGGUGGUGGAUUGGCCGGAGUCAUGACUCUACCACAGUACGAAAAGCCAAUUGAUACUACGUAUGAUCUGGCCGCCAGUGGAACUUUGUACGCUGGUGAAGCUCUCUCGUGGAUUUUUUCUAUUCUUUAUGCUCCUCAGCCUCACAUGAAAAUUCUAGUCAAAAACUACCGUGUCGAGGAUAUGGAUCAUCUUAUUGCACAUUCUAAAUCGCAUGACCUCGGAUAUAUCGGAGAACGAACGGAAGCCUGCCAUUUUGUACCGGCAUCUUUUGUAGACAACGAGGCUUCAACAAUGCUUCAACUGCUGAAAGACGAUCUGUACUGGGAGAGUGUCGUAGCGAUCGUUACUAAAACUUGUCCUUUCCGCCAGGCUUUCAACGAUUUUAUUAUGCAAGUGAAGCAGUCCGGAGUACAGAUGUUUUGGGAAAUAAGGUCAGCCAAUCGUUACCUUCAUACCAUUGUGCAGCAAAACAUCUGGAAUGCUCGAGCGAGUGCCGGAGAUGAUGAAGUUGUGAAACUAACAAUUUCCCAUUUCCUGGGAGCAUAUUUGAUUUUGAGCAUCGGAUGCAGCUUGGCAAGCAUUUCUUUCAUGGUGGAAUAUUUUCAUUCAAAAAUUGCUAAAUAUUUCAAUCGCAUAACGUCUCUGUUCAAACCGGAACCCAGAUCAAUCGAAAGCGACACGACCAUCGAAUUACAGGACAUGGAUGAGCUCGAUUAUGAAGAAAAAAUAGACAAGAACUAAAAUAAAUAUUUUUUUCACAAAUUAAUU